CCUGUGCCACCUGUUCCAUCAAGAUCAAGAUCAAGAUCAUCCAGUAACAACCCAGUAUCAGUCACACUGCUGUUCCCUGAAGUGUUGGUAUAUGGGAGUCACAUUCUGUGUGCAAGUAAACACGAUAGAGCUGUGCUGCUGCAGAGUGUGAUCCAUGCUUGGGAGGCAAGCACUGAGUCCAGCCCCUCUGAGGUUGGCCAGGGGUGGGCGGAUGGUGGCCACACACACCCGACCUUUCCCUGUGCUGAGGGACACCCUGGACCCCUCCUGCCCUCAGCUGGAGGCUGGGAAGAGGAGGGCUGAGGAGCAGAUUGCAAAGUUGGAUCAACUGAACAAAAUAUGUCUGGCUGGAGGAGGAGAGAAAGGGAUUGCACUCCAUGUCAAGAAGAACCGCAAGAUGCUACCAAGGGACAAAUUAAAGCAUAUCUUGGACCCAGAUUCUGACUUCCUAGAGCUCUCCCUGUUGGCCGGCCUGGGGAUGGAGUAUGGAGAUGUGCCUGCUGCUGGCUCUAUAACAGGAAUUGGCAGAAUCCAUGGCACAUACUGUCUGGUGAGCAGCAGUGAUGGCACAGUGAAGAGUGGCACCUUCUUUCCCAUCACAGUCACCAAGAACCUACGUGCCAUGGCCAUAAGUGGCACCAACCACCUUCCUUUGGUACACAUUGUGGACUCUGCCGGUGGCUUCCUUCCUAAGCAGGCUGAGCUGUUUGCAGACAAGAACCAUGGAGGACGAGCAUUCUACACAGAAGCAGUGCUCUCAGCAGCUGGGGUGCCUCAAAUUGCUGCUGUCUGUGGUUCCUGCACUGCUGGAGGUGCAUACCAGCCAGCCAUGUGUGAGGAUGUUGUCAUUGUAUCUGGUAUUGGCACCAUUUUCCUGGGAGGGCCUCCCCUGGUGAAGGCUGCCACAGGGGAGGUUAUAAGUGCUGAGGAGCUAGGAGGAGGUUUACUGCACUCCAGAACAAGUGGAGUGACUGACUACCUGGCUGAGACAGAACAGGAGGCUUUUGAAGUGGUGAGGGACGUUGUGGCCACUUUGGGCAUUGAGCCAGUACCCGAGUCCUCAUCCCCGCAGGACGAUGCAUGGAACACUGCACUUCUGGAUGCACUGAGUGGUCUGGAGUCAAUCAGUCGGCAACAGAUGUACGGCAUCAUUGGGAGAAUUGUUGAUGGUGCAAGGUUCAGGGAGUUCAAGCAACUCUUUGGGAGCAACCUUGUGACUGGCUAUGCCAUGAUUGAAGGGAAAUGUGUGGGUGUGCUAGGCAAUGCUGGUCCUCUCACUUACCAAGAUGGACUGAAAGGUUCACACUUUCUUCAGCUGUGCCAGCAGAGGCAGCUUCCCCUGGUGUUCCUUCAGAAUUCUGGCAGCAAGGAGGCUCAUGACAGUGCCUGGCUGGGUGAGGGAAGGGAGGAGCAGCACCUCAGCCUCAGAGGGCGUGCUGCCAUGAUGGCUGCCCUGGCCUGCAUCACAGUGCCCAAGAUUGCCAUCAAUGUAGGGGGUUGUCAUGCUGAUGACAACUACACUAUGUGUGGACCAGCUUUCUCUCCAAACUUCAUCUUUUCCUGGCCGGGCACAUCAGUCACACACACCCUUAACCCGCCACCUGCCGACCCACCCUCACAACCCACGCAGGCCCCAGGCAAGGAGGUUCGUAAGAAGAAGAGCAUGUCGAUGUUCAGUUUCCCCGAGGACAGUGCCUUCUACCACGCUGCUCAGGUCCUCAAUGAUGGAAUUAUUGUCCCUUCGCAGACUAGACAGAUUGUGUCCCAGUGUCUGAGGAUCUGUCGGCAAAAGGAGGGAAUAACCAACAGUGCCAAGGAUUUCUCAGUGCUGAGGCUGUGAUGAGGGUGUGUAAUAUGGAUGCCUGGCUGCCUGCCCUGCCAUACCUCAGCAGUGUGUGGAGAAUGUCCAGAGUGACUUGUGAGUGGGUUUCCUUGUAUUUGUAACCACACUGUGCAGUUAGAUGAAUGGUUCUCCAGCCAUUCGUGUCUCUAGUUUGGUUAGGUGUUUGAACAUCAAUGCAAUAAUUUGAUAAGGCAGUACAAUUAGUAUGAUGCAGUAAAUAGUAUCAGAGAAAGUAUGUAGUAGGAUGUAUAUAUUUUUAUAGAGGUUUUUAUAUAGAAUAUCAUGUAAGAUUACCAUCAUGAAGGAAACCUUUGUGACAUAAUGUAAUUCAAGAUUGUGUUCUCUGAAGUUUUGCAAAAGAUGUAGGUGGAAAAAAAAAAUAUGCCUGUUUCCUAUUGUGAUAUAUGUAUGCUGAAUUGUAUGCUUAGAUCCAGUGGAGAAUUAUGAAAAGGGUUGAUGGAGAGCAAAUACUAACUACUACUGGGUAAGGGAGAGGAAGCAUAUAUAUAUAUAUAUAUAUAUAUAUAUAUAUAUAUAUAUAUAUAUAUAUAUAUAUAUAUAUAUAUAUAUAUAUAUAUAUAUAUAAAUACAGCAAACUCUUUCUAACUCAGAUGCUUAAAUCCUGUAUAUCGGAGGAUGACCUGGAUGCUUUCUGGGCCUUAUAUACUUACGCACAACCUGAAUGAGCAUUGGGGUUAUCAAGAGAUUUCCAGUUAGAAUCUGGAUGGUGGUGUUGAAAUGAUAGAUGGUGUGUCAUGCAUUAUGAUAACUAAAAAAUGGUCAUAAACUGCACAAUAUCUGUCAUGAAAUCUGUGUGGGCUGCAACGGCUACCAAGACUGAGUCGGCCCUGUCAUAGGACAAUAUUCUGAAACACUUCUGUGCCACACCUUCACUACAUUCAAAAGGCUCCAAUUGUAAUCACUUGAGUUUUUAACCCUCUCACAUUCUAGCAAGUUUUGUAAGUUUUCUUUCCAAUGCUUCUUCCGUUGGCAGGCAUUUGUAGCCUCUCAAUGUGCCUUGCAAAACUUUGAUUUAGAAGUUUUAGCAGUUUUCUUUCCUUUGAAACUCAUAAGUAGGUACGUAUUAUAUAUCACUAUAUUCAUGAGGAAAUUACCUUUAUGAUGAUCAUAUAGGAAAAUUACUAAAAAAGUAACUUCACUCAUUUUUCCACCAAAAAUAAAUACAAAAGAAAAAAGUUCACAACCUUGUUGCUCAAACUUUUCCUGUGAGGAUUCUGUACACUACACAUCAUUUAAACUGUGUUUUAUAGCUUUACAAUGGUACUGUUGUCAUUGUGAUAUGUCAGUUAGAUCUCAAGAAAACAAAGAGAAACUGAAAUCAGCAUUCAUCUCAGGUUAUGUGCAGACAGAGUUGCUGGCUGAAACUGACAAAUUAUCUACCAGUUGGCCUAUUCUGGGAAGCAUCAUUAAUGCCAGUUCAUUACCUAUGUGAAGCUUAUGCUCAUCUCUGACUCACCAUAAACUGAUGCACGUACACCAUACACUUUAUUUUUAAUGAAUUUAAAUUAAGAUUUUUUUAUGCACUUAUGCAUCAGUGCAAUUUCACGUGAAAAUAUUUUGACACGUGUACAUCGUGUGUGUGUGUGUGAGAGGGUUAAGGGUGUUUUUAUGGUUGUAAUGAAAACUUAACAAGAUUUCUACAUUAUCAAUAGGAGAAACACUCUUGAGAACCUGGCUAAUCAUCUCUGUGGCCUUGGAAAACAAGAGAGCGUUUCUGAGUAUGGGGUGUAGUGCGGCUAAUAACAGGUGUUUUCACUAUCAGGAUGCCGCCUUACAACAUCAGCAUCCCUGGUGAAGGAAUAAUCUAUCCAGAAGGGAUAUCCUGAAUGUUCCUACUGACACAGAAAAUAUUAGAAUAACAAGUACAUACAAAUGCUCCUUUUACAAUUAAAUAAGAAAGGUGGACUAUAUGUUUAACAAUUUAGCCCUGUUUGGGCAUGGAGAGGGCUGAGGGAGUAAAAAUUUCUCACCUUCAUCACAGGUCAUAUAGAAUGUGUAGCCUUGUCAGUCUUAGAAAGGCAAGUGAUUUUUUCUUUUGGUUUUCAUUAUCCAGUUUGAAUUUCCAUAUAUAUAUAUAUAUAUAUAUAUAUAUAUAUAUAUAUAUAUAUAUAUAUAUAUAUAUAUAUAUAUAUAUAUAUAUAUAUAUAUAUAUUUAUUUAUUUAUUUAUUUAUUUAUUUGUUUAUUUAUUUCUCUAUUUAUUUAUUAUAUGUACAUAUCUUUGAGUAACUUCAAUAUUUGUAUAACAACAGGUUAUCCUCCAGUUGAUUCAAUUUAGUGAGAGUUUGCUGUAUAGACUGAAGACUGUGAAUGAAGGGGGAGGAAGCAGGUGUAGAUGGGAGAGAAGAUGGAAAGAAAGAAGGAGAGAAGUUUAGAAGCAAGGAACAGAGAGGAGCUAGAGAUAGUGAAUGAGCAGUAGUAGUGAGAAGCAGUUCUAGAGAUUGAUACACAGAGAAGAUGAGAGCUGUGAAGGAAAGGAAAUCAAAGAGUGAAUGGUUAGAGAGAGAUCAGACAUGAAUAGUUGUAUGUUAUUUCUUUUCUUCUACAAGUUGCUUUAAUCAGAAAUAAAGCAGAUAUCAAUUACAAAAUAGGAAACAGAUUAAUAUUCAAAUACAAAUGCAGCCCUUUAGAGAGAGAGAGAGAGAGAGAGAGAGAGAGAGAGAGAGAGAGAGAGAGAGAGAGAGAGAGAGAGAGAGAGAGAGAGAGAGAGAGAGACUUUAUUGUAGUGUAUAACAGGACAUAUUUUUAUAGUUCCUGUUUACAUUAUAUUUUAGAAAAGUGUUGCAUUCUUCUGUCAGACUUUGUAUUGUAGUGAUAAGACUGUCAGUGAUAAAUAAUGGCCUGAUUUAUAGUAUGUGUGUGAUGUGUCUAUCUUGAGUGUCCUGCCACCAUUCAUUCCCUCUCAAAUGACCUCAUGACCAGUUUGUUUCUGCCCUAAAGUCAGUGUCUCAGCAUUUCCAUCUUGCUUCAAAAGUCACAUUUAUCACAGUGAAAAAGGUCCCUAUGUAGAAAAGUUCAAGAUUCUUUUUUACCAUAUCUCAAUGAGUAGUGUCGUUUGCCAUUUAGUACAUCUAUAGUAUUUUGUUAUAUCUAUAUAUUUUUUACUUUUCUAUAUAUACCAGGCCAGCAAUCCCACAUAGGGUGGCCCACACAUCAUUCACACUCUUAGCCCCUUUGACCCAUGGUAGAAAAGCAUGCUGCAAAACUGUACUCAUAGAUUUUUUGUGUAUAUUUAUGAGAAUGGUACUAGUAAUUACAACUCAUCUCUUUCAUAAACAAAGAAUGAUUUCUCUACUUUGACAUAUUUAAAAAAUAUAAUUUUCUUAACUUUCGUGUUAGAGAAAAAGAAAAAUUGAGUUCAAUUUUUGAUAACUCAGCCUGGACAUGAUUAAGGCAGCUCUGCCGAUAGGUGCUCCUCCUGAUGAAGCAUUGGUCUAAACAGAAAUCCAUAAAUUGCUGCAAAGUGGCAUUGUUUGCAAGACUGAUGAUGACUUGGGGAAGGAACAUUAUGACUGUAACAAACAGAAGGUUGUUACUCAAGAUAGAAAAGCAGAAGGAACUGAGCAGUCAGUAGCAUUGUACUUAAUGAUAAAUGAAGCCACUCUGAUGCUGGAAACUUGAACCCUUUGACAACUAAUGACAGUAUGCGAUUUAUUGUUCUGAGUUACUAGAUUACUUUAGUUAACAAAAACACAACUAGAGCACUAAAAGAUUUGAAUCACCCAGUCACUAUGGUGUCACUGGCAUCAAAAGUUGUCCUGCAAGAUUUUACAACACUUGAGAAGAAUCUACAAGUCAAAGUGAAAAAAAAACAUGGGAUCCUUGACUUAUGACAGAGUUUAGUUUCUAUGCCACAUCAUAAAUUGAUUUUCUAUGUUGAUUGGAACCAGCCUAAGUAAACACUCACUAUGUUAAUGCAUAGGUGUACUGUAAAGUCAUAAUUUAAGUCCUAGGAGAUAAAAAUGUAACUACUUUACAUGUAAAAAACACAUGGAGGACAUACAUUUAUUAAGUAUAAAAUAAUGAAAAAAAUCAGUAAUGGAAAAAAUCAGCAAUGUACAGGGACAAGCAGUGCCAGCAUCAUAACCUUGAAACAGCAAAAGUUGAGACUGUCAUAAACCAAGGCCUCCUCGCACAAGCACUGAAAGAUUUUAAUUAUUUGACCUCUCUUAUUUUCAGUGGUGUCUUUUAUAAUAGUAAUACUCUAAACUUGCAACACAGCUCUUUUAUAGCUCUUUUAUAACUAUAUUGACUUGGAAGAGAAGUCAUUGCAGUCAAAGAGUAAUAAUAAAUAAGACCACAGGCAUUACAAGAAUUGAGCUGUUUGACUACAUGAUGUCACUAAACUUGGCACCACAUCAUCAGAUUUGAGGAGAAACCAUAGCAGUCAAAAGAGUAAUAAUAGACUAAACUUCAGGUGCUAUAAGGCCUGAACUAUUUGAUCACUACUGGUGUCUAUGGUAUCUUGUGAUUAAACUAGAUAUUUCAUUUUAUCAUACUCAAGGAGAAACUGUCAUAGUCAGAGAGUAAUAAUAGAUAAGACUACAGGUGCUGUGAGGCUGGAGCUGUUUGAUUACUGCCGCUGCUGUCUGUGGUGCCUUGUGAUUAAACCAGGUAUUGAAUUUUAUUAGACAUGAGUAGAAACUUUUGCAGUCAUAGAGUUUAACAUUUGUGGUUAGUUUAUAUCUGUUCUUCUAGUUAUGUGGUGAACUGCUGAUCAUAUUUAGAUAUGGAGAGACCAAGUUCUGUGUUUUGAAAAGACUGAAAUAUAAGAGUAAGAGUGAGGUCUUUGUGUGUUGGUGAGGCUCAUGAUAAUUCCAAGGCUCAGAAGAAACAAAGUAUGACUCAUAUUUUAUUUCUAACUUAAUUUCAUUGGUUCAUAUUUUAUUUCUAACUUAAUUUCAUUGGUUAUUCAGAUUAGGAAUAGUUCAGUUUGAUAUUUUCCCAACAAUUUGCAUGUGAGAGGUAGAACAUUCAUGUGGAGUGUUGUCAUGCUGUGUGGUGAAUCUUGUUUCAGCUUCCUGCUUCACCAUGAUUUAUUUCUCGUUAAAGUGUGAUCAUCGUUGUGAUUGUCAUUACAGAUAAACUUUAUUUGAUUUUUAAGACAAAAAUUCACCACCUGUGCAUGUUGGUAAUGCUUCAAAAUGAUUUACAAUAUUUUAUGGGUUCUGUCACUGUUUUUACAUGGAAUUCAUCCUUUCUUUCAGUUUUAGUCCAGAAAAAUCCUAAGAUGUUCUCAUCACUAUCAAAUAUUAGUAAGUAUAUGGGAAUCAUUUGGAAAAGUAGGAAAUAAUUUGAUUCACAACAAAUAUUUUUGAAACCAAAAAGCCUUUUGUUUAUUAGAGAAAAAAAUAGAAUUAAAGCAAUUCUGAUGCUUGAUGAUGACAUCCUGAGGGACAAGACAAUGCUCAUCGGUCGAGAGGUGACACAACAUUAGCUACUUCUGUGUAUUUUUUACUCGUUUGAUAUUGUUAUAAAUCUAUGAUUAUUUCAUAAUCAGUUCAUUAGUUUCCAUUGAACAAUAACAAUAAAGGUUUGUUUUGCAUCUCACCUGUGGCCACUUUGUUGAUGGUCACAGUAUUAAGUUACACAUUCAUAAUCACAUUUCAGAAGAAUGUUAUACUUAUUAUGUUAUAUGUCAUAUCAUAAUAAAAUACUCUCAUACCUCUGUACUACCGAUCUUGCUUUGACGAAUUUCGGAAGCAACGGAUAAAAUCUGGAGCAGCCGACUCAAUUUCAAAGUCCCGCCCGCUAUGGAUGGAGUUGUGGCAACACUGGACACGAGCCACUGCUUCGAGGCUGACUGUUUGUUGCAGGCGGUCAGUUUAUUUACAUCAGUGUAACAACACGUGUAGCUCAUUGCUCCAUGGUUUUUGCCCUUUUUAUGUGUUGUGUUUGAAUUAUCAUAAUUUUCUAUAACCAAGGAGGAAAAAGUAGAAAUGACAGCCAGUGAGUGACCUUGACACAAUGCUCUCUCUCUCUCUCUCUCUCUCUCUCUCUCUCUCUCUCUCUCUCUCUCUCUCUCUCUCUCUCUCUCUCUCUCUCUCUCU
Messenger RNA from Scylla paramamosain (green mud crab), 7912 nucleotides. Its product is annotated as biotin-dependent 3-methylcrotonyl-coenzyme A carboxylase beta1 subunit-like. Lineage: Eukaryota; Metazoa; Arthropoda; Malacostraca; Decapoda; Portunidae. Gene Ontology annotation, cellular component: methylcrotonoyl-CoA carboxylase complex; mitochondrion. The transcript has 13 exons. The coding region runs from base 155 to 1840 and encodes 561 amino acids. The record is from RefSeq and is a predicted model, not a curated record. Gene Ontology annotation, molecular function: methylcrotonoyl-CoA carboxylase activity. Gene Ontology annotation, biological process: L-leucine catabolic process.